Molecule: messenger RNA, 5638 nt
Organism: Loxodonta africana (African savanna elephant)
Lineage: Eukaryota; Metazoa; Chordata; Mammalia; Proboscidea; Elephantidae
Gene: ISCA2
Product: iron-sulfur cluster assembly 2
Exons: 4
Coding region: 283-747 (154 amino acids)
Biological process (GO): iron-sulfur cluster assembly
Cellular component (GO): mitochondrion
Molecular function (GO): 2 iron, 2 sulfur cluster binding; iron ion binding; 4 iron, 4 sulfur cluster binding
Source: RefSeq, a predicted model, not a curated record
AUCUCCGCCCAUCUUCUCGGCUCGGUGGCUGGCCGGGCAGGGAUCUGCCUCAGCCCUGCUCCUCCCCUCAGAACUCCUUCCGGACUUUGACGGUACUUCCUGCUUCCGGCGUCUGGAGCAGUUUAAGCCAAUCAAGACCCUCCUCUUCCCCGAUUACCCAAUAGGUCUGCUCGGAGGCGGGGGUCUCCGUGCGGCCCCGCCCCCUGGCCCGACCUCCCCGCCUCCCGAAGCCCAGGCUGAGAAGGGAUAGGUCUCCGCGAGGGGUGGAGCUUGUGGAGGACGAUGGCGGCCGCAUGGGGGUUGUCCCGAGUGGCCGCUUCCCUGAGAGCGGUCACCCCUUGGCCGAGGGGCAGGCUCCCCGCGGCCUUCCCCAGGCCUCAGGUGCGUCGGAAAGAGUCGUCCUCCAGCCCCCAGGCCGACGAGGGGAAGAUCCAUCUCACCGACAGCUGCGUCCAGAGGCUUCUGGAAAUCACCGAAGGGCCAGAAUUCCUCAGACUGCAGGUGGAAGGAGGUGGAUGCUCCGGAUUCCAAUACAAAUUUUCACUGGAUACAGUUAUCAACCCUGAUGACAGGGUAUUUGGACAGGGUGGGGCAAGAGUGGUGGUUGACUCUGAUAGCUUGGCCUUCGUGAAAGGGGCCCAGGUGGACUUCAGCCAAGAACUUAUCCGAAGCUCAUUUCAAGUGUUGAACAAUCCUCAAGCACAGCAAGGCUGCUCCUGUGGGUCAUCCUUCUCUGUCAAGCUUUAAUGUGAUAAUGAGUGACCCGGACAUUGCCACCAUUUCUAUCGAUUUGAGGAACCUGGGAUUACUAGAAUUCUAGAGGUUUCCUUCUACUCAUGUCCUUCUCUCAGUUUACUUCCCUUGACCAGGGAGUGUUGUGUUUUGACACUCUUAUUUUUAGAAUGUGAAGCUUUCACUCUUGACUUAAUCCCCGCCUACUCCACCCUUGCCCUAAUUCUAAGGCCAUGCCUCCAGAUGUUAUUACCUCAGAUUUAAUCCCUGGUUGAAACCCAGUAUAAUCUAUAGAGCCUCCAAGGCUCCAACAUUUGGAGUUGCUGCUCUGGUCUUUACAGCUGCUUGUACAUAUGUGGACAGCUAUGUAUAUAAGCUACAUUUUAAAAGAAAGUCCCCAUUUACUUGUGUUGUGAAUCAGUGUCACAGAUUUGAUAGCUUAAAUACUGAUUACUAGGCCAGAGAGAAUGACAGAGGCAAAUGAAAUAUUCUCCUUUUCAGCUCAGCCUUUGUGAAUAUGCCACUUGAUUUGUCCUUAUUUUUUAUGCAACCCCCUCUCCACUUCCCGUUUGUAGGGCACUCAUACUCAUGGAUCUGCUAGACUCAAAACAAGAACCCAUCGUGCACACAGCUUGGACCAAACUCCCACUGAUACCUGAAUCAUUUGAAAAAUAGCCUCCAUACUCCAUACUCAUAUAGACAUUUCAAGAUUCUGUGAUCAUUUAGUUUCUCUUUUCAGAAUAUGUUGUUUCACUGACCUUACGUUGUAAAAUGUCUCUGUUCUCACGCAUAAGCAGGAAGUGGUCCCUUUGCUGAAAUAGAUAAUAGGCACCCACUGGUAUUGAGUUGAUUCCAACUUAUAGCAACCCUAUAGGACAGAGUAGAGCUGCCCCAUAGGGUUUUCAGGGAGCAGUCAAUGGAUUUGAACUGCCAACCUUUUGGUUAGCAGCCAUAGCUCUUAAUCACUGUGCUACCAGGGCUCCACUAGACACUUAGGGACAUUUUUUUAGGUAGGCCUGCCAAAUAAAAUAUAGGAUGCCUAGUUUUAAAUUUGAAUUUUAGAUAAAGGAGAAGUAAUUUUUAGUAUGAGUAUGUCUUAUGCAGUGUUUGGUACAUACCUAUACUAAAAAAUUACUAUUCAUUGCUAAACCUGGGAACCCUACUUCCGGAUCACUGAAGAAAAGCUUUUUAAAUUACAAAUUCCAAUUUUAUUUGGGUAUGGUACUUAAACAUAACCAUGAUCCCUGUAUGACUUCUGGGAAAGCCAGAAGAGGCUGGACAACUAAAAAAAAAGAUGCAUAACAACAAAAGAUGGUUUAUUAAUGCUAAUGGUGAGCAAACUGCAACAAAAUUGAUUCUGGAAAAGUUAAUGGUUAAAUCCAUCUUUUGCUUGGGAGCCUAAAAUUUACAUUUCUUGACCAGAUUGGAAUUAGCCAUUCAGUAAGAGAAUUUACCAUUAAAAAAGUGGAAAUAAAGAGCUUAGAGACAAAGUAUCUGAGGCAGAAACUCAGGUACUUAAAGUUGCCAAUAAAACUACGAUUUAGAGAAAAUAAACCUUUCAUGUGGUUAGAGGAAAGAAAGGGAUGCUCAGAAACCUAAGUGGUGGGAUGAGGCAGAGAGCAGCAUACCAUGAAAGCAUCUGGGUGUAAAGUUACUAAGAUACUGUGAGUGGCUGCCAAUACCUGGUCUUAAUAUAAGGUUUUCAGCUCAGAUUAUGUAAGUCCUUUCAUCCUUCUUAAAAAGGGAUUUUGCUACAUUUUAAACAUUAGGGCCUAUUCUUUCAUAAUAUUUUUUGUGGAUUAUUUAUUGAUUUGGUGAUUUUAUAACUCCUGCUGAGCACUAGCAGAAUAGUUAUAGUUGUUAAAUAAACCAUUAGAUUGCAGUGGUCAGCUAGGCAGAAACAGGGUCCCUUAGACAGCAUCACACUGAGAAAGCUCCAUGGGGAAAACUGUAGUGGUAAGAAGUCUCUGUUUUGCACGGGUGUGUGUAGAUAUUGUAAGGACAUGGCAUGGGAGAAUGAUGGCACCAGGGGAACACAGGACAGUUUGCUUGGAACAAACAGUAAAAAAAAAAAAAAAAAAAAACAGUAGGCAUGGUAAAAUGGGCUUAUAUUUUGCAGGCGUUUUCAGACCAGAUGUCCUCUUCCAGCAGCCAUUUUCACAAAUGUUCACUAUACAGAUUCAUUUAGGAAAACUUUAUACUUUUCCAGUAGCAACUGGAAGAUCUUUUGCCUCCAUCUUACUUUCAAGGGUAGCUUUUCAAAGCCUUAUUUGUUGCAGAAUUGACUUUAAUUACCUUGAUAUGCAAGCCAAUGUCUGGCUGGGGCAGCAUGUCCGUCCUACCUUUGCUUUAGCAAAAUGCAGUAGUUCAAGAACCAAAGUCAAGGGAACCCUGAAUCUGCUUUAUGUUGUGAAUAAGCUUUAUGGUGUUGGGGGCUCAAAUAGGGGACCUCUUGGUCAAUGUCCAGAUCUUAUUGUCAAAUCACACUCUUUAAUUAUGUGAUGAUAGUGAUAAGUGGCAUAUAAACUAUACAUGUCCCAUCCACCCUUAGUUUUUUCUGUGUGGGAAUGUUGACUGAUUACAGAGGAUUAGAAGAAAACAAGUCCAAAGGAAGGACUACUAAAUUAGGUGUCUAGAAAGAUAUUCUUUUUUCUCUUUUCUAGGAAUUGAGCCCUAUUCUUUUACUCUUUCGUUACAAAGAAUCUGAGCAGAGGGCUGACAUUUGGCGGGAGCAUCCUGGUACAAGGGAGUAGGCAGCAUUGAUGGUAGCUGAUCCUUUUGGUUGCUGUAGUCCUCCCUGGAAUUUGCCCCAAGCUGAUAUUAUGCAGCUGACAUUGGGCAGGGCUUAAUGCUGUUGACUGAAAUAUUGUCAUGGUUUUACAUGUUUGCCUUAAAGGCAGGAAACUCCUUUUUUUAAUAACUUAUUUUUGAGGAUAUAUACAACAAAAUAUACACUAAUCCAACAAUUUGUACAUGUACAAUUCAAUGACAUUGAUUACCUUCUUUGAGUUGUGCAACCGUUCUCAUCCUCCUUUUCUGAGUUGUUCCUCCUCCAUUAACAUAAACUCUGUUCCCUAAGGUUCCUAUCUUAUCUUUCAAGUUGCUGUUGUCGAUUGGAUACUAUGUAGCUAAAUCUUAAAAGAGCAUAUGCUCUAAGGCAGAUAUUCUUUACUAGUUAAUCCAGACUAUUUGGUUUUAAGAAGAUUUCAGGGGGAUAUUUUUGGUUUAAGAUUUAAAGAUUAUCUCAGGACAAUAGUUUCAGGGGUUCAUCUAGCCUCCAUGGCUCCAGAAAGUCUGGAUUCCAUGGGAAUUUGAAAGUCUGUUCUGCAUUAGAAAACUCUACUUUUGAAGGUAUCUAGUACUGCUAUUUAUUACUGCUCUUUUAAAAUCCCUGUUUGCCCUUCUUUCUCUACAAAAAUACCAUGCCAACUUUUUGGUUAGUAGCUGAAUGCUUAAGCGUUAAUGCACCCAGGGACUCCUCAGAAAUACCACAGUGCUGUUUAAAAGAAGUUUUCUCUAAGGCAUUUUGAAAAAAGUAUCACCUGGCCUUAACUGUAAAAUCGAGACAAGUAAAUAUAUACAUAAAAAAAAAAAGAGGGAGGAUUUAAUCAGUCUAUGGCCAGCAGUUGUAUUUAAAAAUAUUUUAUUUUUUUAAGUUGGUAAUACAUAUGGUACAAAAUUCAAAAAAGAUACACAAGGAGAUACAGUGAAAAGCCUCCCAAUCCUGUCCUCAUCUCCCCACUCACCCUUCCCACAAACCACCAUUGUUUCUAAGAAUUUACCUCACAGAUACAAUCCCACAGAUGGAAUGUGAAAUAACUUACGUGCAAGAAUAUUCAUUACAGCAUUAUUUGUAGUAGCAAAAGAUGGGAAACGAUGGAAAUGUCCAUCAGUAGGGGACUGAUUAAAUCAGUUUUGGUUUAUCCAUUUAAUGGACUGUUAAACAGCUAUAGAACAGAAUAAAGCAGCUCUUCAUGUGUAAGUGUAUAUUAAGGGGAAAAAGCGAAGUGUAGAACAGCAUGCGUAGGACGCUGUUAUUUGUGUUUUUAAUAAACAGCGUAUGUGUAUGCAUACAAUAUUUCUGAGAGGGCAAGCAAGAAGGCAGGCUGGAAGAAGGGAAGUUUAUCUGGGGAUAAAGGGCAUGGUUUAUCUGAGGAAUGUAAGAAGUUCUCUGAAAUAUGGGGUGUAAGGUGGAGUGGCGAGGAAGAGGUUCGCAGAUAGCCACCUCUGUUUCCACUUUCCUUAGACAAAUAGCAGCAUGUUACACUACGCUCUGUAUAUGCAUUCCUUUUUCCCCUUAGUGUCUUUUGUGUCUUUUUCCUAUCAAAGCAUUUAAAGCAGCUUCUUUGCUUUUUUAGGGCUCCAUAACAAUUCAUAGGAGCCCUGGUGGCACUGUGGUUAAGCGUUCGUUCACUAACCAAAAGGUCCAUGGUUUGGAACCCACCAACCGCUCCACAGGAAGAAGACGUGGCAGUCUGCUUCCGCAGAGAUUACAGCCUGGGAAACCCUACGGGGCGGUUCCGCUCUAUCCCAAGGGCUGCUGUGAGUUGGAAUCAACUUGAUGGCAAUGGGUUUGGGUUUUUGGGUUUUGUAGCAUUUUGUUCUUUCCAGUCUUUUGCUGCUGCAAAUAAUACUGUAAUGAAUAACCUCUUACAUAUUUCUUUUACACUUGGUGAGACUGUAUCUGAAGGUUAAAUUCCUACAAGUGGAAUUCCUGGAUCAAAGAGUAAGUGCUUUUUAUAAUUUUGAAAGACAUCACCAUAUUGUCCCUUCAGAGAUUGUACCAAUGCAUAUGACCAUCACCUAUGAGUGCCUGUUUCCCAAAUGCUUGCCAACAAGGAUUCUCAUCAAACUUUUUGAUCUUUGCCAAUCUGAUAAUUAAAAAACAGUAUCAGUGUGGUUUUAA